GAGUUACAGUAAAAUAUUUUGGAGGUUUAAAAAAUGUGUAAAUAUAGACAUCAUGUGACCCAUUGUGGGCCAAAAGCAACAAAACACAAAUAGCUGCCAUGGUUAACGUCACUGCUUCUAGUGCAAAUACCAUUAUAACUUCUCAGAGAGUAAUUGGUUCAGGUUAGACAAAAACUUUGGUAAAAACACUUUGGUAUAGUGUUGAUGUAAGAAAACGUGUUAAUCAUCGAUCCAUAUCGUAGAUGCUCAGCCUGAAAGUAGGAGGAGGAUAUUUAUCUCUUCCUGAACUUAGACUACUGUACAUAGUUUGAGUCCCUUCUGGCCUAUUUAUAGUGCCGGCCCUUGCAACAAUGUCAUCUGUAACACGACUCCAUCUGUUAAGUCAGAGCAAGUUGAAUGUCAGUCGCCAGAAGCAGAAGCGCUCGCACUCCACUCCCCGCUGACUCUCUCACAGAGAGCCCCAUGGAGUCCAUGGGAGAGCCGAGACUUUCGGAGGCCUGCAACCUCUUGGAAGUGCCCGGCCUCAGCUCCUUGGAUGUGGACAGUGACGAGGGUGAGGUGGUCGUCGGAAUCAGGCCCAAGUUGUCUCCGCUCCCGCGGAGAAGGAGCUCGGUCGAUGACGAGGACUGUGGGCCCGAGCCGGCCCACUGCGGCUCCAGGAGAGUGUCCUUUGCGGAUGCCAAAGGCCUCACUCUGGUGCAAGUGAAGGAGUUUGACGCGCGGGACGUGCCCAAGCUGCCAGGGUAUGACUCCUCUGAGGGUGAAGGUAAAGAGACGGUGGACUACUCCCUGUCGCCCCUCACUUUCUCCCUUCCACUGUCCACUGAGGAGCUGUUCGUCAAAGUGCGGGACCAGAAAUUAGAGUUGGAGACGGUCGAGCUACUUCCCGGGACCACAAUACUGAAGGGUGUGAUCCGCGUCCUCAACGUCUCCUUCAAUAAGGCAGUAUACGUCCGAACCAGCUUGGACACCUGGUGCAGCCACUUUGACCUCCUGGCAGAGUACAUCCCCGGCUCCAGUGACGGCCUGAUGGACGCUUUCUCGUUCAAGCUCACCUUAGUGCCCCCGUUCGGGGAGCGGGGAGCCAGGGUGGACUUUUGUCUGCGGUACGAGACUCCCGCUGGGACGUUCUGGGCCAACAAUGACGACAGGAACUACGUGCUGUUCUGUCACCAGAUAGCGAAGGACAAACCACAGACGGAAAACGUGAACAGGAAAAGCUGCCUCAAGACUGUCAGUCAGACCUUCUCGUCUGUGGAAAACACUUCAGCCGUGGAAGCUUCAUCUCAGGAGAAUAUUCAAGCAGUUGUGUCAAAAAAUGGAGAGGAAGUGAAAACUACGAAGGCCAUGCAGAUCUCUGAUGGUCAGACAGGAACAUCACAGAAAUGUGGACAGAAAUCACAGGCCGAGAACAGGCGAUACAGCACCCGAAGAAGUGGCAGAAAGGCUGCGCGGAUGGCUCGGGUGAGGGACGUCUUUGCCCAGAGAGGGAGCGACACUGGGAGGAGUGGAUCGCCUCCGGAGGCAAAACAGGCAGCACCGGAAGAAAUGGAAAAGCACUCAGGCGAGCCACCGUUGUCCAAGGGCCGCAGCGAAUCAGAACGCUCUCAGGUUGUUUCGGAGUCUCUGGUAGGAUGCAGCAAAUCCCUCCACGAUGUUCUGCACGAUGCGUCACCGGCAAAUGACAUCGCAUCCAACGGCGAGCCAGACAAAUGUGCGGGCAAAGAUUUGGCUGACUCGGCCACAGUGCCAGGUGGCGAGAGUGCCACGGAUACCCCAGACAAAGAAUGCAAAACUACUGACAAGUCUGUGUGUGGAGCUGAGGGGGGAAGUCAGAAGCAACGCAAAAGUUGUAAAUCCACCAGCAACACUGCAGCCGGACCAGAUGACAGUCUUAUUUCAGGGGCGAUUAGCGAAAGCCUUGUUGGCCAGCGGGACGGCUUCACAUUUGGAACCGUGGUGGCUCCGCUGUAUCGUCAGAUGUUUGGCAGAGAAGGAAGUGAAAGCCAAAGUGCUGGCGACUGGGCAAAUCCUACACUGAACAGCGGGGACUUGACUCACACUGAGGGAAGGGAGAGUGGAUGCAGCGUUCCGACAGAUGUUAGAGGUGCUGAUGACGACGUUCGGGGGAAUGUGAUUAGCACUCCGGAAUCAGACCACGAAUGCUCAGACGCCACUCCGAAUAGUCCUCCCGCUGAGGGGGGACGGACGAGUGCGAGCGCGACAGCGGGCGACGUCCUGGUCUGUGCAGAAACUCUGCAGGAUCAGGUUGAGACCAUACAUUUAGACCAGAGAUGCUCAGCUACAUCUGAAGUUCCAAAAACUCUAUUUGGAGAUACAGAUCUACGUCCACGCGCCGAAAACAUUUCACAUCCAGACUCGCUGAGCGCACAGACACCCGCUCAGAGUUCACACCAGCGGGGAGAAGCACAGGAAGACGAUCUGGCAUGUGACCUCCACAAUGGGUCCACAGCAGAAUCAGCACAGCGGGCUCAGCUUCCAGAGCGUGUGUGUUCACAGAUUAAAACUGACACGGAUGACACAGCUCCACAAACUGGAGCUCAAGAAGUCACGGCCAGCGGAGGAACUUCAUCUCUGCCAGCCCAGCCCUCUCGGAGUGUCUGUGACGAGACAGGCCAACAAACCGGGGCUGGUGAAGAAAACGAUGAGUGUGUGAAUGGGUCGAGCGAAGAAGACGGCGAAAAUAUUACAGUAUUAACAACCAGGCCACCUCCAGGGGUGGAUACGCUUUUAGAACCUUUAAAUCUUAACCAAAUCCAUCAACCAGCUCCAAAAGAAACUGUGAAUAUCUUCAUUUCUAGAGGUCAAAUUGCAGAUGGAAGGACGGGUAAUGUGGAAGAACGAAAUAUGUUGACUAACAGCUCGCAUGAUGAUGAGACAAAACAUUCAGCAGAAACUGAAGUUAGUGACGAGGAUGACGAGUGGAUGACAAAAGCGAUGGGACGUGAAAAUCUGCUAGGAGAUGAUGACUUGUCCGCGGAGGUGAAAGAUGCAGACACUUUAAAAGAUGGACCGAUGUCAGUGGUCUUCCAACAGGAGCGCUUGAUCUCAGACACUGCUGAGGCGAAAGACUGGGAAAUGAUGGUGGAAGAGGAGGAGAGGAAAAUAUUAAAGGAUCAGGAUGAAAGCGAGGCCAUACGUUUAAAAGAAGACACCGAAACAGAGCAAGGAGGACAGUCGGAGGAAGCAGGGACAGAGACAGCGUUGGAAAACAGAAACCCAACGGAGAGGGGGAAAGCAAAAACACAAGGAGAACUAUUUGAGGAGCUCACAGCUGCAGGAGAGAACGGGACAGAGGCCGGAGAUACUGUCGACAGAGUCGGAGAGGAGGAAAUUUGGGAGGUGGUGGUUGGAAUAUAUCGGGAGAAAGAAUUAGAAUAUGUGAAAACUGAAGAGGAAGAAGAAGAUAAGGAGAUUGAAGAGAAGAGAGAGGAAAAAAAGGUCAAUGUUGGCAGGACCAAUGUCCAAGAAGAGGAGGAGAUAGGAGGGGAGGAAGAAAUGGAUAUCUAUUUGGACAAUGGAGAUGUAGUGAUGUUGGGAGAUCAAGAAAUGCCAAGGGAGGAAAACCUAGAAGAGGAGAAUCCAGAUUACAAGGAGGAGAUUGUAGUUGAUGAAGCAGAAGACUCAGAGGGCAUGACAAUAGAGGACGGGGAAGAUGAAGUGCCGUGUUUUGAAGAGAGGAUAGAUAUUACACAAAACAAGGUCGAGGAUGGUUUAUCUGCUCCGAUGAACAGUGUGAAGGACAAGAGAGGAAAUGAACAGCGGGGAAAUGCACACACUCCAACUGAAAUUGAUCUUUGCGAAGUGGAGAAUCUCGCACCUGACCGAUCACAGGCCGAGACUGUUGUUUCCUCCGCUGCACAGGGAGAUUCGUGCAUUUCAACAGGUGAACCCGAAAGUGACCCAACGGGUCACGACUGCGCGUCGGCAGAGUCCGACUCAGACGACGAGGUGGAGUUGUACAUGCACUGUCUGAGGGCCGUCCAGGCUGGGGAGCGGGCCACCAAAGGCAGAAACAAGGACGCGGGUUUUAGUGCGGGCAAGAGGCCCUCGGCAAGCAGGGGCAAACUGCUGCCCCCACCCAUGCCUUCCAUCAGCGAGUCUCUGGAUGAAGAACCACACCUCAGCUGCCCUCAGGACAAUCAUGAGGAAGUGAACAUAGCAGACGUCCAACCCGCGGCUGCGGCUCCGUCACUGUCAAGUGGAGAGGAGAGCGUCCGCAGACAUGUUCCCCGGUUUUCCUGCAGCAAUAUCGCAAAAACUUUGUUGUACACCACCUUGGUUGCGGUAUUUUUAAUCGUGGCUUACCAUUAUGAUUUCCUUGCCUGUUUUGGCCUCUACUUGAUAUCGGUGGGUUGGCUCUGCUGUCAAGGGAGAGAGACAACCAGGGAAGAACAACAACAGAGUAAAGUGAAAUAAAUUGUAAUAGAAAAAUGGAAAAAAGUAUGUUAAUUAGUGAAAAUGUUGACUUGAUACACACAAAUGUUCUCCAUCACACCACUUGAUAUUCCCCUGCUUAUUAAUGGUCUGUAGAGAAGAAUAGAGGGACAAUAAAUCAUACAACAGUGAAUAAGGGCAUUGAUUUUAAGAUAUAUCAAAAUGUGUGUUCCCUAUGGGAGGACGUAAAACUCUCUGAUGUCAAGAGUACGAACCAAUUUUUCUUUAUGCUUGACUGUACGUAAACCUUUUGUGUCGACUCAGCCAACAGGCUGCGGACCACUGCUCACGCUGACCUCUUCUGCAGGGCGAAACUCAGCAAUGUGCUCUGUGCGUGUGCGUUUGUGUGCGUGCGUGCGUGCAUGUGUGUGUGUGUGUCUGUGUGUGUAUGUGUGUGUGUUUAACGACUCCUGAGCAUCCUAGUAUUUGUGCAGAUUACACUUAGUUUUCACAAGUCUGGAAUGAAUAAAUGUUACCGUGGACAAACAA
Molecule: messenger RNA, 4947 nt
Organism: Scophthalmus maximus (turbot)
Lineage: Eukaryota; Metazoa; Chordata; Actinopteri; Pleuronectiformes; Scophthalmidae
Gene: ppp1r3ab
Product: protein phosphatase 1, regulatory subunit 3Ab
Exons: 4
Coding region: 397-4440 (1347 amino acids)
Biological process (GO): regulation of glycogen biosynthetic process
Cellular component (GO): protein phosphatase type 1 complex
Molecular function (GO): glycogen binding; protein phosphatase 1 binding
Source: RefSeq, a predicted model, not a curated record